This is a messenger RNA of Stegostoma tigrinum, 4817 nucleotides long. Its product is annotated as proepiregulin-like. The record is from RefSeq and is a predicted model, not a curated record. Gene Ontology annotation, biological process: positive regulation of cell population proliferation; positive regulation of mitotic nuclear division; epidermal growth factor receptor signaling pathway. The coding region runs from base 87 to 611 and encodes 174 amino acids. Lineage: Eukaryota; Metazoa; Chordata; Chondrichthyes; Orectolobiformes; Stegostomatidae. The transcript is spliced from 5 exons.
GGGAGGACUGCACCCGGGCCAGGUACUCUCCCUGUGUAGUGUAGUGCUUCAGGAACCUAGCACUGUCUGCGUCUCUCCUCCUGCCCAUGGCCACCAGCAUGCUCCUUCUCCCAGUGUUUUGUCUGUAUCACUUGUGUGAUGCUGGAACAGUCAUUCCAAGAUGUGCUCCCGGACAGCUGACUGGUCAAUGCAACAACACAGAGGCGCCAGUUCCAGCUUCUCCAACCCCUGAGGUGAAGCAAUCAAAGUGUCCUCUCUCCAUGGAAAAUUAUUGUCUUAAUGGAGACUGUGUGUACAUUCCACACGAAAACAUACACUACUGCAGGUGCACAAAAGGAUACAGUGGUGCUAGGUGCAUGCACUUCGAACUGGUCCAGCAGCCAAUGAGCAAACAAGAUGUGGCAUUGACAGUGGCUCUAACAUUCCUUGCUGCCGUGGGCCUGCUGAUUGUCUCGUACUUGAUCUACAUGAGGUUUAGGAAGAACAGAUCUAAACAUCAGUCACAAAACACUAGAGAGACAGAUCCAAUCAAAACCGAGCCUAAAGAGUUGUUCUUGGGGCAGGACUCAUCACCUCCGAAUGGAACAUUUCACAACUUGCUUCACUGCUAAAUACAACCAGUAACUUGAAGAAUGUAACAUAAACACACUAAAACAAAAGAUGUGGGAUUUUGGGCUAGUUUCAGCUGCAGAUGUGUCAGUAUCUUUAUCCCCAAGACACCAUUUGGAUUACUGUAAAAACUAGCCCUUUGUUUCCGAAAUGUGUUGUCAGCCCAUUUCUCAUGAAGAAGUUGACUUCUUCGAGAUCUCUUGGAUGAUCUUGUCCAUUCCCCUCCUAUCUUGAAGAUCUAUCUGCUUGAAUGAAACAGCUCAUCCAAGUUCUUGUUCUUUGUUUGAGCCAAGGUGUUAUUCAGUGACAGUAGGAGGGUGGAGGGACAUGUACAUGUGCCAACAUCAUUACUUCCCUUUAUUACACUUACACAAUGGUUGCUUUAAAAGAGGAGCAAGAACACUAAGCAAUACCCCCUUUUACUGGGCUGAAAUUGGUCUGGGAUGCGUGAACAAGCCGAAACUAUCAAAAAUACAUCAAUAUUUCACUGCAACAGUUAACUAACUUCUCUAAAUGUCAGCUUCAUUUUCAGUGCACAAAGAUCAGAGUACUUUUAUGUUUGGAAUGGUUUCCUGAAGGACUUGGGUUUUAUCUCAAAAUUUACCAUAGAUCAGUCUCCUUUCCUUAUUUUGUGACAAGUUCAUUUAUCUAGGCCCGAAACAUCAGCUUUCCUAUUCCUAAGAUGCUGCUUGGCCUGCUGUGUUCAUCCAGCUCUACACCUUGCUAUCCUGGAUUCUCCAGCAUCUGCAGUUCCUAUUAUCUCAAUUAUAAUAGUUAUUUGCAGCUAGAUAUUUAUGAUGUAUUGUUUCUUGAAAAUAAUAGACAAAUUGCCUUGAACUCCAGCAGAGGGCAAUGUUUCGUUAACUGACCUGAAUCAGGGAUUCAGAAUUUGGAGUUUUCAGUUUGACCUGGAUCUGUGUGUAUUUCUUUUGGCUGAAAGUUUCAGGAUUUCAGUGUGAGCCAAAAACAGACCUCAAAUACAACUCCAUUAUCUCUGCAGAAUAAUUAAUAUUAACAUUUAAGAAAUUAAAUAUGAUGUAUGUAUUUACAACGUUAUAGAGGAAAUGACUAUAGAAAAUAUAAACUAACUGGACAGUUUUAAAGAGGACAUAGGAACAGGGGGAUCUUUGCUUAAAUCUUUGGCGCUGAAAGGACAAGUUGAGGAGACUGUUAAAAGAACAUGGUGGAACCCGGAAGCGCUCUUGCGGCGCAGUGGUAGAGUCCCUUCUUCUGGGCCCAAUUGUCUGGGUUCAAGUCCCACCUGCUCCAGAGAUGUGUCAUAGCAUUUCUGUACAGGUUGGUCAAAAUAACUACAGGAUCCUGGCCUUUAUAAAGAGUGACAUGAAGUAUAAAAUGAAGUAACUUCUGCCAGAGUUUGUUAAACAUUGUGUUGAUCUCAGUUGGGUAUUGUCUAAUGUCUGGACACCAUGAUUCCGGGAGUAAUGAAGAUCUACCACAGGGGAUUUACUAGAGCAGUACCAAUGCUCAGGGACCUCAAUGAAGGGGGUUUCAUUAGAUUUCCACGGUGUUAAAGUAUCUUCACAAAUCAAACAGAAAAUUGUUUCUGGUGGUAGAGAGACGUAGGUUUGAAGUGAUUGACCAAAGAACCAGAGGAGAGGUGGAGAAUGUUUCUUUUGGAAUUGGGCAUGUGCUGCUGAAAGAAUAGUUGCGUGCAUGUUCAAUCUAAAGGGAAAUGGAUAAAAGUUAACAAGUUUUGGGAAAGAGCAGGAGAAUGGGUCUAAUAGCAUAACUCUUCCAAAGAGCUGGCACACUGAUGUUGGCUGACUGGUUUCCCUCUAUGUUGUACCAUCCUCUAAUUAUAAAGGCGCAGUUUUGUAAUUGAUGUUUCUGUUGGGGAGCUACAUUUUCUCGGAUCAUGGGUUAAUCAGCAUUAGAGAGUUUGUAAAUCAGUCUCUGAUCCAGACUCUGAACCAGUGUAAUUCACCCAACGAUUACUGAAACAGCCAAACAAUGUGUUUCACUUGUUUGUGGUGCAUUGAACUUGGAGCAACAAUCAAUAUUUUCUUGACUGAUUUGGAGCCAAAGAGUAGAAGGAUCAGACCGGAUCAGCCAUAAUCUUAUUAAAUGCCAGUGUAGACUCAGUGUAGGCAUUCUCCUAAAUCAUAUGUUAUUGCUGGUAUAAGCUGUUCACUAGAUCUAAUUGGAGCGAAUAAUAACAAUUCCCAGUGCCAUUGUGGUGCUAUGGUGUGACCUACACUGGGCUGAAUGACUGAAAAAUCAACUUAAAACACAAUACUGUGCAAAUAAUGAAGCUGUUUCGAUCUAAAGACUGGAGUAAAGUUGCAAUUAUGGCAAAAUGUAUGCAAUAUUUUUAAGCUGCGGUCAUUCUAAUAUCUCAGAACAGAGGAUUGUGGAGGUUCUGUCUUUGAGUAUGUUUAAGAUAUUGAUAGAUUUGUGAUUCCCACUGGCGUAUAGAGCUAUAGGGAUGAAUCGGAUAAAAGGCACUGAAGUGUUCUAUCAAUCAUGGCCAUAUUGAUCGAGAGGGUGAACCUGAUGGGCUGAAUGGCCUCCUCCUGUUCCUACUUUUCUAAGUAAUAACAUUCGCCGCCUUGGAUCUUGUACACUGGAGGAUCAUAUCUGAUCUCUUCGAUUAUUGUUGCCAAAAAGAAUUUUUAACUGUGGUGCUUUAAAUCUUAGUUGAUAUUUAUGGAUAUAUUUUGGUGCUGAGUUUUUUUUAUUGUUUCUCAGAGACUACUGACUACAUGGAGUUACAGAAUAUUUUGAAAGCUGAGGUAGAUAGACUCCUGAUCAACAAGAGGUCAGUGUUGUCAUGGAGAGGUGAGAACGUAGACUGGAGGGCUCAAUCCGAUCAGCCUUGAUCUUAUUGAAUUGUUGGGCAGACUCGAGGGGCUGAAUGGCCUGCUCCUAGUUUGUAUAUAAAUAUGACAUUGCUGUGGGCACUGAGGGAACUAAAGGAGGAGUUGCUUGGUUAUAAUUCUCAGGUUAGUGUGAUGUGAGUUGGCUUGAAGGAUCACUUCAGAUCUGGUUGCCAAUUGCAACACAGGAUGUGCAUCUUGAAGAUCAGAGAGGUGGAGAUAUUCAGAUCAUAUGGCUGUCAUUCUCUCUAACUAGACUACUGAUGGGCGGAAUCAAAGACUUAACAUCAUUCUGUCACAGGUGUAUGAGAAACUGCCUAACACCUGUCUCUAAAGCAAUCACCAGUGUUUAACAGUGUCUCUUCAUUAACUUGAAUAGCUCACAUUGCCAUCCUAGUUCUAGUGCCUUCCUUUGUCACUGCCUUACCUUCAAGUCCAGAUCUUCUUGGGGAUCUUUUAGUUUUCUAUCUCGAAUUGCGAAGUAAUCUGUUAGUGCAUUGCUUCCAGUUGGAGUUAAGGUGGGCUUGAGGCAAAGGAGAGAGACAGCCAAGGUUGGUGGCCUGGAUCCGGAGUGUUGUGGGGCGUUGUCAGGGACCAUUCCUGCUCCACGUACCCUGCGAGGAAUACUCCUCUCUGCCUGCCCUCACCCUGCUGUAGCUGCCAGUUAUCCCCAGUACGGAGAAGCCAGGCUGACCUCAGUUAAAUACCUGCGGAGCAGGUUAAACCUGAUCUUUGACAACAUGCUUUAAAAUGCCAACCAGGCUCCCAUCCCGCAAGGGGAAGGGUCAGAACUCAACAGGUUGCUAAUAACAUUCAGCAUUUUUGGGAAAUAUAAACCCCAAUCAAACUCAAUCCCACCCCCUCACUGGUAUGAAAGUGGGACGUUUGGACUCAAAUAAAGACAGUUGCUGUGUGUUCCUGUGUUUCCAUUCUGACAGCUUAUAUUGAGUCAAGCUAUUUGUGUGCUGGGGGGAGCAGAGCUGAGGACAUGUGAGAUCUCAAUGAACCUGUGCCCAGUACACUCCUUCCUCGGUCACUGAGCAAUUUAUUAACAUGUGAGAGGAUGGUGAGGCUGGAAGAAACUAUAGAGUUUCUCCAGGCCUAGGCUCACCUUUCAAAGAUCGUCAGCUGCUGCAUGGAUCUUGUAGUGUGACAGGAAUAUUUCCUGAUUUUUUUUUUAAAACAUUAAAUCAUUUAACUUCCACACUGCAUCAUUGGUAUUCCUGUCUGCAAGAUUCAUCAACACUGUAUAAUCAAAGUGACAUUCUGUUAAUUCAAUGGAAGAGCAUAAAGUCUUGCACAACCAAAACUAUUCCACCUAAUUUAUUGUAAACAUUAGUAAAGUGUAUGAUAUGAACAUUAAAACUCUCU